AUGAAUGUGAAAGUGAGCAUUUCAGCAGAUAUUCCACUUAAAAAUGAUAAAAAUGUUGGGGUCACACUUCUUACUGAACCUGCAAAACAAGGUGAAGAUGCAAAAUUCAAAAGUACUCAUAAAGGUUUGCACGUUAUACCUUAUUGCAAUCCAGACUUUCAUACAUCAGAUGUUGUAAUUUAUUGUGAAGGUGGUUUGAUUGAGGCUGUUAAGAUUAGGAUUGAUGUAAACUUCUUGAGUGAUUUCCUCUUCAGAUAUGAUCUUAGUAAUUUGCAUUUAGCAGAAACUGUGGUACUUAGGGAACUUUUGUAUACAAUUGAUAUGUCAGAGUCGGAUGGAGCCUAUCACUCCAAAGUUUCUCAGCAUGCCAUCACUGGAACCAAAGUGGACAUCCCUACAGAGGACCACGUGAAAAUUGAUAGGAAUGUUCUGAUUUCAUUAGGACAGGAUGCUUUGUUGAUUCAAGACAAUCAAGUUAACCAUGCUAAAAGGAGAGAGAGAAAGACAAAGGGCGAAGAAGGCCCAAUUGAAUCAACAGCUACUCAAAGAGCAGAAAAUAUUGGCAAUUCACCAAAAACAGGGCAUACACCACAUACUACAACUCAACUUCAUGUGGGGAGAGUAAGCUCCACAGCUAGAGAAGUUCAUGGAGUGGAAAUAAUUAAAAGCAUUGUAUACGGGGGAUUAAUCGAAUCAAUUACAAGCCUUGGAGUCGUGUCAUCUGCUGCUGCUGGUGAUGCGGCCACAU
Ilex paraguariensis (yerba mate) is the source of this 748-nucleotide messenger RNA. Lineage: Eukaryota; Viridiplantae; Streptophyta; Magnoliopsida; Aquifoliales; Aquifoliaceae. The record is from the annotation of a GenBank genome assembly.